Symbiodinium necroappetens is the source of this 588-nucleotide messenger RNA. The record is from the annotation of a GenBank genome assembly. Lineage: Eukaryota; Dinophyceae; Suessiales; Symbiodiniaceae.
AUGGGCAACUGCAACAGCAGCACCGUGAACACCGAGAGCGUCGAGAUCGCGGGCGAAGAUGCAGCGAAGCACCCGAGCCUUCUGUCCAUUCCUCUGCGCACGAACAUGAAGUUUGGGUGGAAGCCUGACAUGCCUGAUCAUCGUGAUCACCACGUGACCUUCGAAGAUGUGAGCGCGCCCAGCCAGAUCAAGAGGAAGGGCGAGGGAGAGAAGGAGAUCGUUGACCUUCGACCCAUGAACGGUGGCUUCCCCAUCUUUGACCAGGGACACCUGGGCAGCUGCACAGCGAAUGCUUUGGCAGCAGCCUUCCAUUUCACCCUCCACAAGAUGACGGUCGAGAACCACAAGGACUUCGCAGACUUCACCCCGAGCCGCCUGUUCAUCUACUACAACGAGCGCCUUGUUGAGGGCAGCGUGAACCAGGAUGCUGGGGCCAUGCUCCGCGACGGCAUCAAGACGAUGUCCAAGGUCGGCGUUUGCCCAGAGAGUGUUUGGAAGUAUGAUGACCAGCAUGACUUCUUCAAGCAACAGCCGGACGAAAAGUCUUACGAGCUGGCGCAGAAGUGUAAGGUGGUGGGCUAUGCCCGC